CUUGUCUCUUCUUCAUCUUCUCUCUCUUCAUAAAUUUUCAUUAUAAAAACACAUCCACUUUGCUCUUCCCUCUUCAACACAAUUUUCAUCUUCUCCACUCUCAUUCUCUUUCUCUCUCUGACACGUAACUAACUAUCCUUCCUGGAUUCCUAUCUUCUCCGCACACACACAUACAAAACACAAAGACACUUAAUAUACAUUGAGAAAGAAGAUGUCGAGCAGAAGAUCAUCACGUUCAAGACAGUCAUCAGGGAGCUCAAGAAUCUCUGACGAUCAGAUUUCUGAUCUUGUAACAAGGCUCCAACACCUUAUCCCUGAACUCCGCCGCCGCCGUUCUGACAAGGUGUCAGCAUCUACGGUACUACAAGAGACGUGCAACUACAUCAGGAACUUGCACAGAGAGGUUGAUGAUCUAAGUGACCGUUUGUCGGAACUCUUGGCUACGACGGACGACAACAGCGCGGAAGCAGCCAUCAUUAGGAGCUUGCUUAAUUACUAAUAUUCUCAUAAAUUAUCUGAGAACUAUUAUAAAUCAUCUAUUGUCGCCAGGAAAUUUAUCUUAUUAUGAUUAUGAGUAUUUUGUUGCCUUCUACUUCAAAUGUUAUGAUAUAUUAUAGGCCAACUCAUAUAUUAUAUAUAAUACAUGGUUUAUGUAUAUAUGUGUAUAGAUCUUAAUUCUAUGCGCGCGAGGAUAGUAGUCUGUGUAUCACGAGCCUCUUAUAUUUAUGAUUAAUGACAGUGCAUUUCCUUAA
Molecule: messenger RNA, 752 nt
Organism: Brassica napus (rape)
Lineage: Eukaryota; Viridiplantae; Streptophyta; Magnoliopsida; Brassicales; Brassicaceae
Product: transcription factor PRE6
Exons: 2
Coding region: 212-499 (95 amino acids)
Biological process (GO): regulation of DNA-templated transcription; regulation of growth
Molecular function (GO): protein dimerization activity
Source: RefSeq, a predicted model, not a curated record